CGGGCCGCUCCCUGGAUGCCAGUACCGGCGACUAGACUGCGCAUGCGUGUCAGUGCCGUUUGCAGCGGACCGGGCUGGCAGUUCCUUCCUCGGAAGGAAAGAUUCCUGUGCCAUGGAGUCCUACGAUGUGAUCGCCAACCAGCCUGUUGUGAUCGACAACGGAUCCGGUGUGAUUAAAGCUGGUUUUGCUGGUGAUCAGAUCCCCAAAUACUGCUUUCCAAACUAUGUGGGCAGACCCAAACAUGUCCGUGUCAUGGCAGGAGCCCUCGAAGGCGACAUCUUCAUUGGCCCCAAAGCUGAGGAGCACCGAGGGCUGCUGUCGAUCCGCUACCCCAUGGAACAUGGCAUCGUCAAGGACUGGAAUGACAUGGAGCGCAUCUGGCAGUAUGUCUAUUCUAAGGACCAGUUGCAGACUUUCUCAGAGGAGCAUCCCGUGCUCCUGACUGAGGCACCUUUAAAUCCUCGGAAAAACCGGGAGCGAGCUGCAGAAGUUUUCUUCGAGACCUUCAACGUGCCAGCUCUCUUCAUCUCCAUGCAAGCUGUGCUUAGCCUUUAUGCCACAGGCAGGACCACAGGUGUGGUGUUGGAUUCUGGGGAUGGUGUCACCCAUGCAGUCCCAAUUUAUGAAGGCUUCGCCAUGCCUCACUCCAUCAUGCGCAUCGACAUUGCUGGCAGAGAUGUCUCUCGCUUCCUCCGCCUCUACCUACGCAAAGAGGGCUAUGAUUUCCACUCCUCCUCUGAGUUUGAGAUUGUCAAGGCCAUAAAGGAAAGAGCCUGUUACCUGUCCAUCAACCCCCAGAAGGACGAGACACUGGAGACCGAGAAGGCUCAGUACUACCUGCCCGAUGGCAGCACCAUUGAGAUCGGCCCUUCCAGGUUCCGGGCCCCUGAGUUGCUGUUCCGGCCAGACUUGAUUGGUGAGGAGAGUGAGGGUAUCCAUGAAGUGCUGGUGUUUGCCAUCCAGAAGUCUGACAUGGACUUACGGCGUACACUUUUUUCCAACAUUGUCCUCUCAGGAGGGUCUACCCUGUUCAAAGGUUUUGGGGACAGGCUACUGAGUGAAGUGAAGAAACUAGCUCCAAAAGACGUGAAAAUCAGGAUAUCUGCACCCCAGGAGAGGCUGUAUUCCACAUGGAUCGGAGGCUCUAUCCUUGCUUCCCUGGACACCUUUAAGAAGAUGUGGGUCUCCAAGAAGGAAUAUGAAGAAGAUGGUGCCCGAUCCAUCCACAGGAAAACCUUCUAAUGUCGCAACAUCACCACCUCUCUCUGGAGUUAACUCCACUUUAAAAACUCGCUUUCUUGAGUUGGGGUGUUUGAGAGGAACUGCCUGUGUGUGUGUGAGUGUGCGGUAUGGUAUGAGUGUGUGCGCAUAUGGAGUGCCGCGGGGCCCAGAGAUCCUGGGCCCACAAAGGACAUUGAACUACCCACAGUGGUGAUGGCCUGAGGCCUGGGGUUGACUACUAACUGCCCCCUUGCAAGGAAGAGCUCUGGCAGAGGCCCACUCCUUUCUCAGCUAGGCCUUUGGCUGGCUUUGAGGAACUACGGUUACUACCAUAGAGAGACCUUGCUGCUGCCAGUGUAGGCUGGGCUGGCCCCACUCCACCCACCCCACGGUGCCCUGAGGCCGAGGGAGCUGCUGUCUCCCCAUCAUCAUUCUGCUCUCCAUGCCUCUGGAUCAGACUGAGAACUGGGGCCUGGGGUUAUGUUCUGUCUGGUUGUGUUUCCUUUUGGGUUUGGGAGACUGAAAAUCACUCUAGCAGUGCUUAGAGACUGGGUUCAGGAGAGGGCAGGGUACACUCAUGUCUACCUGGGACCACACUGGGCAUCUGAGGACAGGAGACAGCUGCAGGGUUAACUUACAAGCCCCAGCCACAUCCAGGGGUCUUGGGAGACCAUGAGGACCUGUUGGCUCCAGGUCCUGUUAUUUGCUUCUCAUACAUCAUUGUUUUGAUGCCGUCAUCACAGUUUUAUUUAUUGAAGUGUUUAUUCAGAAAGGGGGCUGCAGAGAGAGCUUACCGGCUCCUGCACCGGUCGCCUUGCUUAUGUUUACAGCACCUAGGCUUUCCAUAGCAUCCAGGGCCCUGUCAUUCCCUGCUGACGGUGAGCUGACAGUAUUCAUAGGCCUCAGGACCCUGCAGAUUGGAGGCUGCACACAAGGGCACCCCAACCAGCCUCUUCCUUUUCCUUCCUCCACUUGCUCACUGCCCUGGAACCAACAGGCUGGCUGUGGUUGGAAUUUCAAAGACAGGAGCUGGCAUCACUCUUUGACAGAGGCCCCUUGCGAGGGAGGUGUGUUGGAGAUCUAGACCCUUUAAAACUAAGAAAGCUGCAGUUAACCACGUUGCCUUUUGCUGCUCUAGCUGACCAAGGGACUAAGUUAAAGUGGCAAGGAGGCCCCUUCUGGGUUGGUCAAAGCCACUCCUGACUUUGGACCUGUGUAGGAAUGGAGAGAAGGGGCCAGACCAAAGUGCCAAGAUCUGAUAGGCUCAAGCCUGGCUCUCAGAAGCGGUCCAAGGGCCUUUGUAUCCACACAGUACAAAGCUAAGGUGAGCCUGUCCUUCCUGGCACCCUCACCAGAUACCAAAUCCCACCUCAGUUCCAGAUUGCAGACAGUAUUCUCUCUCCACCGUCCUAUGAUCAAAGGCCCCUGCCAGAUGUGAGCCGAAGCUGGUGUGUGUGAAGUCAGUGUGGCAACCCAUAGACUGCAGUGCGCUUAGCCAGCUCACCACCUCUCUCCGCCCAAGCCUGUCCUUUGCACAGCCUCACAAAGCCACGUUGCCUGGUGGGGCCCAGUGUACUUAAAUAAAGUCAUUCUGAUAGAUCUGUCA
Messenger RNA from Meriones unguiculatus (Mongolian gerbil), 2828 nucleotides. It is a transcript of the gene Actr1a, whose product is annotated as actin related protein 1A. The record is from RefSeq and is a predicted model, not a curated record. Bases 113 to 1243 code for a protein of 376 amino acids. The transcript is spliced from 11 exons. NCBI's taxonomy places the organism in Eukaryota, Metazoa, Chordata, Mammalia, Rodentia, Muridae.